Messenger RNA from Lycium barbarum (goji berry), 1312 nucleotides. RefSeq names its product heat stress transcription factor A-6a-like. Gene Ontology annotation, cellular component: nucleus. Gene Ontology annotation, molecular function: RNA polymerase II cis-regulatory region sequence-specific DNA binding; DNA-binding transcription factor activity. Bases 188 to 1312 code for a protein of 374 amino acids. The record is from RefSeq and is a predicted model, not a curated record. Gene Ontology annotation, biological process: regulation of transcription by RNA polymerase II. The transcript has 2 exons. Lineage: Eukaryota; Viridiplantae; Streptophyta; Magnoliopsida; Solanales; Solanaceae.
AAAUUUACCAAUAAUAGAGGACUAGAAGUGCUAUUAACCCAAAACUAAAAGUUUGGUGGAAAUGCAUGCUAUAAGAAUCGUACUUUUACAACCAGAAGAGUACUAGUAAAAUUUCAUAAAACUGUGCCAACAUACAUUGAUCAACUAGUAAUUUUCCUUGAAGUUCAUUGAAAAGAUAACUUCAACUAUGGAAGCAGAAAGGGGAAAAGGCAAAAUGAUAAAUAUUGAUAAUACUGAUGAAAUAUUGGGAGAAGGAUAUGAAGGCCUAGAAGAUGUUCACAUAGACAUAUCAAUGCUAAAGGAUGAUGAUCAAUGUGACAAUAGAAACAAGGAAGUAUUUCAUGGCAAUGCUACCACUGCUAGGGAGUUGUCAUCUUCAUCGAAUCGUCGUAAUUUUCAAAAGCGAGCAUCUCCCUUUGUGUUAAAGAUUUAUGAAAUGCUUGCUGACGCUAAGUUCAAUUCCUUGAUUUCAUGGAGCAAUAAUGGGACCAGCUUUAUUAUCCAUGAUAAUCAUAAGUUUGCUGUUGAAGUUCUUCCUUGUUUCUUCCGACACAACAAUAUCUCUAGCUUCGUCUGCCAACUCAACUGCUAUGGAUUCAGGAAAAUAAGUUGGGACAAAUUUGAGUUUCGACAUGAAUGGUUCCAGAGAGGAAAAGGGCAGUGGUUGAAGAAUAUCAAGAGGAACAAUACAAAGUCUCAGAUGAAUGAGCAGUCAACAGACCAAGCUCUUGAUGAAACAGUUGCAUUUACAAUGAAGAAGGAAAUUGAGGAAAUCAGAGAAGAGCAAAUUGCAAUGAGGAAAGAAAUCAUAAUGCUGCAACGGCAACUAGACAUAUUAGAGAAAGAGAUGGAAGACAUUAACCAAGUUGGAAUUAACAUGUCCUCUAAGAGAGCCAAAAUUACCAUGCUCUUGUUCAACUCUUUAUUUGAAUGUACACGAGGGUUAGGCAGCACUGAAGUUGCACAGGAACAGGAGGAUGAGAUAGAGAAUGGUGUUGAAUACCGGGGAAGUGGCGAUAGAGGCGAGAAAAGGAAAAUGCAAGUAGAAGAAGAGUUAGGGGGAAAGAAUAAAGGGAACAAGAAGAUUGGAGGUGUUUCAGAUUUUAAGUCCGAUUCAAAUUUGGAAAAAAUGCUCAUGGAUGAGAUGAACAUGAAAAAUUUGGCACAAGAACAACCUGAUAAUUUCCUGGAGUACGAAGAGCUGGCUGGAAGUUCAACCUUUUGGACCGAUUAUGUGGAAAAGAUGGAUCACAAGGCUAUCUUAUCUGGAGUUGGCACUGCCGUCUUACAGUCACAGGAAACCACACUUUGA